UUUGCAACUUUGGUUACGGCUGGGAAUACGGCUCUGUGAAGGCGGUUGUGCAGUACAAGUCUUUCAUCAAUGAAAAUGCGCAUGCGCACAUUGGUCUGAAAGUUGGCCUACGCGGCAUCAACGUCACAUUGAAAGGUUUGCCGGUGAAUCAGCUGAACGAGACCAUCAACUACAACGAGCGCUUUUCAUGGGAAUGGGCUCAGGGCCGGCCUGGCUUCGGAAAAGACGCUAGCAAGUUGAACAGAGAGUACCGAGCUGCCCAAUGGCGAGGAAUGCCGUUUCCGAUUCUGUGGGUCGUCGAGUAUUUCACAAUCGACGAGGGCAACUUCCGCCACGGACGUUACUAUAGGGCCGCCGGGUGGUAUUGUCACAUCGUAUUAUGGAUGUCGUUUCCACUUUGGAUUCUCACCAACAUCUUGCUGUUCCUGGUCAUCCGAUACGGGGCGUACUACUUGAGUCUGACCGGAAUUUGCCUGCUGGUGACGAACAUUCUGUUUCACAGCAUCAGGAAUGCCGUGCCCGUGGAGUUGCGGUUUCAGUCCAAGCCUCUUGUCCUGCACUAUGGAUGGUGCUUCUGGUUGGUUCUUUUCACAGGUUUACUUUGUGAGCUUUUAGCACUACUGAUCAUUUUUAUGGAUUUACGUUACCCGGAAGAACUGGCAAUGUUUUUCGGUUCAGAUAUUCUGCAAGACUAUGAAGACUUUUAUGUUGAUCCUGCAGAACUAGGCUUAAUCCCUCCUGAAGUGGUUUCAUACGCAACUGUUCAACAUUCCAGUCAAGCGUCAAGUCAUUCAUCCAGUGAUAGCGAUUAUACUUCUCUCAAAAGAGCGUCUCAGGAGAUUUUCACGCUCCGGAAAAGGACCAUGUCCAGUCGUUUCCAAAGAGCAUCUCAGAAGCAUCCUGUGCCCACGCCUCGAGAUCCCAGCAAACAACGCCUCCUGAAAGGGCUGACUGUUCGCGCUUCCGAACUGCCCGUCUACGAGAAUCUCAACCUCACCAAGUUCGAUACGAUUGAAGAAGAGGAACCAAAGAGAGAAUCCUUCGAAGAAAUCCUCAUGAGAGACAUAAAAACUCUGAAUGAAUAAAUAUGAUAGAAACAUCAUUUCCUGCCAAUGGAGAGCGUAUUUAACUGUUUUUAUCAAGUCAAUCUAAAGAGAAAUUUGAAAUACAGUUAAAAGUAUGUGGAUGUGCACUUGUAAUAAAUGAGAAUAAAUUUG
Uloborus diversus is the source of this 1217-nucleotide messenger RNA. Its product is annotated as dual oxidase maturation factor 1-like. Gene Ontology annotation, biological process: protein transport. Gene Ontology annotation, cellular component: endoplasmic reticulum membrane. Lineage: Eukaryota; Metazoa; Arthropoda; Arachnida; Araneae; Uloboridae. The record is from RefSeq and is a predicted model, not a curated record.